CGAAGCCUGAAACAAGACUUCACGAUCCACCCACGACGGCAACACAACCUUGGAGCGCACAGGACGCCGGCGACGGGAAAUACGGCUGCGAGUGACGCGGUGGCAGCAUUCAUGGACAGUGUGCUAUUAUUAUGUUUGAAGUAACUACAUUUUAUGGUUUUUUUCCGUCAAGCUUUUUUUGACGUCCACGACUCAACUCUUCUCCGCCACAUCGCGGCUAUCCUCUGUUACGCUCAUUGGCCGCUAUUGACAACACAAUUGUCUUCUCAUUCUUUAAUUUGGUUCCACCGAUGUUGUUUUGAUGUUAAAAAAAUGUGUUGAGACCGGUCUGGAUCCACUGACUCGUCUGGUUCUCGGCCUGAUCGGUCUAGGUUUUAAAACACCAACUUGAAGUAUGCAUAUGCAUGGACUCAGAGCAAGUGUUGCUCAGCGCUCAAUUUCAACUUGUAAAUCAAAGUGGCAUCAUCAUCAAUAUGUCCAUAAAGCUGCAAUUAAAUUCUAUCGAAAUAUCACCACUACAACGAUAGGAUCGUCGGCAGGAUCCUCUCUGCAACAGCAAAUUGUCAAGGCACUCCGCUCCGAUGAGAGAAAAAAGGCUUCACACUUACUUCAGGAUUUUGGUCACAGAAGCCACUCAUUAUCGGCCGAUGAUUUUGUUAAUAUUUUUAAGUACUGUGCACAAUCUCCUGAUCCACUGUUUGCUAUGGAGAUCUGGAGACUAAUGGAGUUAAAAGACAUUAGCAUAGAUAACACAUGCUCAUCUCUCAUGAUGCGGGCCCUUUGUAAAGGUGUUUACACGGAAGAGGUCUUUAGUAUCAUGGAUUUUCUUGGAGAAAGUCGGUGUUUCUAUCCACUUCUUCCACUGUACAAUAGUAUUUUAAGCUCCUACAUAAAAAAUCAGAAUUUAAUUCAAGCAAGAAAAUGUUUGGACUUGAUGGAAAAGCAGAUGAUGGGAAAGAGUGAAGUUACAUAUACUGCACUUCUCAAGCUUGCAGUUUUGCAGAAAAACUUGCCCUUAGUCCAUAUAGUUUGGCAGGAGUAUAUUAAAGUUUACAGUAUGAGUGUCAUUUCUCUGCGUAAAUUCAUCUGGUCAUUUACAAGGUUAGGAGAUCUACAAUCUGCGUAUAGAACACUACAACAAAUGGUGUCAUUAGCCAUGAAGGGAAAUAUUUCCAUUGGUAGGACAGUUUAUGGGAAGUUGUAUUCUACUAGAUUGGACAUCCCUGUUCCUUCAAAUGACGGGCUCUGCUCAACCAUAUUGGACCUGAGGAAUAGCAAACAACACGGCUCUUGUAUACUCGCUCCUCCUAUGUAUUUACCAGACACUAUUUCUGCAAGCAUGGAGCAGCAAGUUAUUUUGAUGGAUAAUGGAAAAGCUAAAUGUGCUGAAAAAAAAAGGCUGAAUGGACAAAAACACUCACUGCUUAUGAAGGUUCUUAGGUGGUCUUUUAAUGAUAUAAUACAUGGGUGUGCAAAAGAAAAAAAUUAUAUGCUUGCAUGGAAGCUUAUAUUACAGAUGCAAAAUCUUGGUUUGCAGCCGUCCAGCCAUACAUAUGAUGGAAUUAUUAGAGCAAUUGUUUCUCAAAGAAGUUUUGGGGAUGCCAUGAGAAUGUUUAAAAAAAUGCAACAGGAGAAUUUGAAGCUAUACGAUUCAACUCUAGCUACGCUUUCAAUUACUUUCAGCAGAGAACUACAGUUAGAUUUAGCAGAGUCUUUGCUGAAUCAAAUUUCUGAAUGCUCGUAUCCACAUCCUUAUAAUGCUUUGCUGGCUUCAUGUGAUGCACUGAAUCAACCUGAGCGUGCUGUGCGAGUGUUUGCAAAGAUGAGGAAAAUAAAACUUUUACCUGAUAUGAGAACAUAUGAGCUUCUGUUUUCAUUAUUUGGCAUUGUUAAUGCCCCGUAUGAAGACAGUAAUAUGCUAUCACAGAUGGAUGCUGCUAAAAGAAUAGAUGCUAUAGAAAGGGAUAUGGCAAAUAAUGGCUUUCAGCAUAGUCAUCUUUCAUUGAAAAAUAUAUUGAAAUCCCUUGGAGAAGAAGGGAUGAUAAGAGAGCUGGUCCAAUAUUUACAUGUGGCGGAGAAUCUUUUCAUAUAUAGUAACCCUUCAUUAGGAACUGAUAUGUACAACAUAGUGUUGCAUUAUCUUGUUGAAGCGCAAGAAAGCCACAAGGCAAUUGAAAUUUUCAAGAAGAUGAAGUUGUGUGGUUGCCACGCUGAUUCCACUACAUACAAUAUAAUGAUCGACUGUUGUAGCAUCAUCAGAAGUUAUAGAUCUGCUUCUUUGUUGAUUUCAAUGAUGAUACGGGAAGGGUUUUGUCCAGUGGCUUGUACAUAUACUGCUCUCAUUAAGAUUUUGUUGGAAGAUGAGAAUUUUUAUGAAGCCUUGAAUGUUCUGGAAAGAAUCAAAUUGGAUGGUAUCAAACUUGAUGUACUGCUAUUUAACACGUUUCUCCGUCAAGCAUGUUACAAGGAAAGGAUCGAUGUAAUUGAGUUUAUUGUGGAGUUUAUGCACCAAGAAAAAGUUCAACCUAAUCCAACAACAUGCGGCUAUGUCUUCUCUGCAUAUGUAAACUCCAGUUUUCACAAUACAGCAAUUGAAGCAUUGCAGGUUUUAAGUUUGCGUAUGAUGUCUGAAGAUGGAAACAUACUUAAUGAGAGGAAAAGCUUUGUGGAUGAGUUCAUCCUUGAUGAAGAUUUGGCUUCUGAGUCACACCUUUAUAAAUUAUUUGAAGAUUCUGAAGAUGAAGUUGCCAUAGCGUUGUUGAAUUUAAGAUGGUGUGCUAUAAUUGGGUUUCCAAUAUGUGAGUCAGCUGACCAAAGCCUAUGGGCUAAAAGACUCGAGUCACGGUUCCAAAAGAGGUUAGCGUCUGGUUCCGGAAGUGGAUAGUCAUUGUGAUUUGUGAGCCCGUGUUCUAUGAAUAGGGACGAGAAUAGGCCAGGCCGACCAACAGGGCCUACAGUUUAGCCUACGUCAAGCCCAGGCCAGACCAUGCCUCUUUUAAAUAGAGGAGACCAAGUCUAUGGAGAUGCUCAGAUAAAAUUGUUGGGAGUUACUUUUUCCGCCCUAUCAGUUACUCAAACAUUGUCCACUACUUAAGUAGCGGAUAUG
Trifolium pratense (red clover) is the source of this 3106-nucleotide messenger RNA. RefSeq names its product pentatricopeptide repeat-containing protein At1g76280-like. Gene Ontology annotation, molecular function: protein binding. Bases 395 to 2884 code for a protein of 829 amino acids. The record is from RefSeq and is a predicted model, not a curated record. NCBI's taxonomy places the organism in Eukaryota, Viridiplantae, Streptophyta, Magnoliopsida, Fabales, Fabaceae. The transcript has 14 exons.